Triticum turgidum subsp. durum (durum wheat) is the source of this 2946-nucleotide messenger RNA. Lineage: Eukaryota; Viridiplantae; Streptophyta; Magnoliopsida; Poales; Poaceae. The record is from the annotation of a GenBank genome assembly.
AUGGCCAUGAAGCAGGCUAAAUAUCAGUUCUUAUUUUCUUCUUCUGCUACCGUGCUACACCUAAGGAGGAGUGAACUGAAGCUACUUUCAUCGCCAUCUUUCCUGUCCAGCACUAGUUCUGCUCCUAUCUCUUCUUUACAUCAAGGUCAUCUCCGAUUGGUCCCAUCUGCAAGCCCUACAGAACAAGUACUAUUACCAGAUGAUUCUCAUUCAACAACUCCUAAUGGCACCAGCAGUAAUGGAAACAGAAACAAGGGAAGGAGGAGAAGCAGGAGAAAGAGCAAGGAGACAGCAAAAGAAGAAAAGGAACGUGUACCAUCUGCAGAAGAAGUGUCCAUCAGAAUGGCUGAGGCCUAUGAAAGUGGUGACCCCCUUGGGCGGAAGGAGCUGGGCCGGUGUGUGAUGCAAUGGCUAAAGCUGGGCAUGUGCUCAAUGGCCUCCACAUUUGCUUCCACGGAAGUGCAGAAUGAUGGAGCAGCAUUCUCAUUGGAUGGGGGGUCAUCUGAAGGCACCCUGGAGUUUAUGAUUCUGGCACAGCCUUACCUCGCUGCCACUCCCAUGCCCAAGGGACAUGAAGCUCUCUGCCUGAAAGCCUCCACCCACUACCCCACCCUCUUUGACCACUUCCAACGUGAACUCCGGGAGGUCUUGUUGAAACACCAGAACCAGGGCCUUAUUUCUGAUUGGCGCUCCACAGAAUCCUGGAUGCUUCUGAAAAAAUCAGCAAAGUCUGCCCAGCACCGACAAGGUGCCCGCAAACCUAAAGCUCCUGCGAUGCACAAUCUCCUUGGCAUAAGCCUCGACAAGACAAGGCUGAUGCAGACCAAAAUUGAAGACUUUGUCAAGAAAAUGUCAGACCUUCUAAACAUCGAGCGCGAUGCAGAGCUGGAAUUCACCCAGGAAGAGUUGAAUGCCACCCCAACAAUGGAUAGUGCAGCAAAGCAGCCACUCAAGCCAGUCGAGUAUUUGGUGAGUCAUGGUCAGGCAGAACAAGAGCAGUGUGACACUGUUUGCAAUUUGAAUGUUAUCAGUACCUCAACUGGCUUGGGAGGCCUACGUUUGGUUCUGUUUAGAGUGGAAGGUACCCAUAAACUGCCUCCAUCAACACUUUCCCCUGGGGACAUGGUUUGUGUGAGGACAUGCAAUAGCCAGGGCGAGGUUGGCACUUCUUGCGUGCAAGGCUUUAUACAUAAUCUUGGUGAGGAUGGCUGUAGUAUUACUGUUUCUUUGAAAUCCCGCCCUGGUGAUCCUACCUUCUCCAAGUUUUCUGGAAAAAGUGUGCGGAUCGACAGGAUACAAGCAUUGGCUGAUGGACUUACAUACGAGCGGAAUUGUGAAGCACUGAUACUUCUGCAGAGGAAAGGUUUGCAGAAAACAAAUGCUUGUAUUGGGGUAGUAGCCACUCUGUUUGGGGACAAGGAAGACAUGACGAUGCUGGAGCAGAGUAACCUGACUGAUUGGGGUGCAUCAGCAAUACAGGACAAUGGUUUACUGGGGAAGUAUAAGUAUGACUUCGAUGCCUCGCAGUCACAGGCUAUUGCACUAGGGUUGAACAAGAAAAGGCCUGUCCUAGUUAUCCAAGGGCCACCUGGUACAGGCAAGACUGGUUUGCUUAGUUAUCUCAUCGACUGUGCUGUCCGACAGGGUGAACGUGUUCUUGUAACAGCUCCAAGCAAUGCAGCAGUUGAUAACAUGGUGGAGAAAUUGUCAGGUACUGGGCUUAACAUUGUCCGAGUUGGAAAUCCUGCUAGGAUAUCCCCGUCCGUUUCAUCAAGGUCCUUGGGAGAGCUUGUGAAGAGGAGGCUUGCAAAGUUCACACAAGAGUUUCAGAGGAAAAAAUCUAACUUAAGAAAGGACCUAAAGCAGUGUAUACAGGACGAUUCUUUAGCUGCAGGAAUACGGCAACUACUGAAAAAACUUGGGAAGAACUUCAGAAAGAAGGAGAAUGAAAUAAUCAAGGAGGUACUUUCAAAUGCUGAUGUUGUCCUAUCAACUAAUAUAGGGGCAGCUGAUCCGCUUAUCAAGGAAAUUGGUUUUUUUGACCUCGUCAUUAUAGAUGAAGCUGGACAAGCAAUUGAACCCUCAUGCUGGAUCCCUAUACUACGGGGAAAGCGAUGCAUUCUUGCUGGUGAUCAACACCAACUUGCACCUGUAAUAUUAUCAAGGGAGGCUAUGCAAGGUGGCCUAGGGAUGUCUUUAUUGGAGAGGGCUUCAUCAUUGCACGAUGAACUACUGACUACAAAGUUAACAAUGCAAUACAGAAUGCACGAGUCAAUAGCCAAUUGGGCAUCGAACGAGAUGUAUUUUGGGUUGCUCAAAUCUUCAUCAUCCGUUGCUUCUCGCCUUCUUUUUGAUUAUCCAUCUAUCCAGGAAACUUGGAUAACUCGGUGUGCCUUGCUUUUACUUGACACCCGAAUGCCAUAUGGAAGCCUAAAUAUUGACUGCGAGGAGCAUUUAGACCUGGCUGGAACAGGCUCAUUUUAUAACAGCGGCGAGGCAGAUAUAGUUGCACAACAUGUCAUCAAUCUUGUACUGUGUGGGGUCUCUCCAACUUCCAUUGCUGUUCAGUCGCCUUACAUUGCUCAGGUACAACUUUUAAGAGAUAGACUAGAAGAAUAUCCAGAGGCUUUGGGUGUUGAGGUGUCAACCAUAGAUAGCUUCCAGGGGAGGGAGGCAGAUGCGGUGGUCAUAUCAAUGGUUCGGUCAAACUCCUUGGGAGCGGUAGGGUUCCUUGGCGACAACAGGCGCAUGAACGUAGCCAUUACCAGGGCACGGAGGCAUGUCGCACUUGUGUGCGAUAGUUCUACGAUUUGCAACAAUGAGUUCCUGGCCAGGCUCCUUCGCCAUAUCCGUCAGCAUGGCCAAGUAAGGCAUGUUGAACCUGGUUCCUACGGUGGUGAUUAUGGCCUUGGCUUCAGCCCACCUGCUUUGCCUUCCAUCAAUUAG